Molecule: messenger RNA, 1311 nt
Organism: Lucilia sericata (common green bottle fly)
Lineage: Eukaryota; Metazoa; Arthropoda; Insecta; Diptera; Calliphoridae
Product: protein suppressor of variegation 3-7-like
Exons: 3
Coding region: 81-1160 (359 amino acids)
Molecular function (GO): DNA binding
Source: RefSeq, a predicted model, not a curated record
ACUAUUUGUAAAUAUACAAAGUCGACAUCAUAGAUUUUUCUUCAUAUAAUUUUAAUAGUAAUAUAUAUUAUUUUAAUAUAAUGAAUAAAUUAAGUUUCCACAGCGAUCCCCAUGAUCCAGAAUGGAAAGUAACAAAAUUGAAAACUGAACCGGGAACCGUUAAAGAUCAUCACAAUACUUCAUCGAGUAAGGUGAAGUACUCGCAAAAGUUUUGUGAGAAAUGGUUGAGCAUAUUCUCGCCAUGGCUGUCACGUUGCGAAGAUGAUCCAAAUAAACCAUUUUGUCGAGCUUGCCAGUGUCGGCUGGACUGUAAUAGAUGUCAUUUGCAGAGACAUGAAAGGACCAGUAAACAUGCACGUAAUCUCGAAAUUUUAGUAAAUAAGGGGGAAGGGGCGGCGCGUCAAAACCUUAGUAUACGUCAAGAGCGCAGUAAGUACUACCAACAGCGCAAAAAGAUUAGUUCAUCGGUCGGCUCGCAGGAAGAUUCUGAAAUGGGAAUGGAGGAUUACAUUGAUGAAGCGGACCAGGGGACUGAAUACGGAUUUGAGCAAACGGACACAAACUCAGAAGAUCAGUAUACUCACGAAGAAAGCAUUUGCAAACAGGAAGCAAUAACUGUAGAUGAAAUGAAUCAUCAUAUGAUCGUGGCACGUUCAGCAACGAAAAAUAAUGUUGGCCGCCCACGUAAAGUCGCCAAAACAAUAGAAAAUAGUAGUGUCCAUGGCGUAGACGAAGUUGUAGAUAGAAAAGAUCCUAUGAAACGUUUGAUGCAAAUUCAAAGGGACAAGAGUGAAUUAAUGGAUUCAUUCAAAGAACUAAUGGGUGGUUCUGCGCCACAUCUCUCGCCUCCCAGAGAAAAAAAUCACGUUGACUUGUUUUUUGAGAGCGUAAGUUCAAGUGUAAAGGCUCUUUCGCCAAAAUUAAUUGCUGAAACAAAGAUGAGAGUUUCUCAGUUGAUAUGUGAAUUGGAGCUGCGAGCUCUAACGGAGAAUGAGCAGGCUAAUAAUGCCCAAAACCCUAGUUCCACCGUUGUUGUUUCACAAGAGAGCAGUAGUGGAAGUUAUAUUAUAAAUCAACCAGUCACACAUGUCGCUUCAAAUCACCAGUCCGAUACCCACCAACAAGUUAAUGAGGCCCAUCAUUAUGAAGCCUUAAGUUAAAAGAUUUCUCAUUGUUAUUUUAACUCGUAUUGGUUAAUUCGAUAUAUGUCUUAAUUAUUAAAUAUUAAAUUCUUUAAAAAUUUACAUCAUAAAAACACCAUUAUGAUAUAUAUAUUAUCAAAAUAUACAUUUUUAACUUUAAUUUAAAAAA